Pseudovirgaria hyperparasitica is the source of this 660-nucleotide messenger RNA. RefSeq lists its product as uncharacterized. The coding region runs from base 55 to 306 and encodes 83 amino acids. The transcript has a single exon. The record is from RefSeq and is a predicted model, not a curated record. NCBI's taxonomy places the organism in Eukaryota, Fungi, Ascomycota, Dothideomycetes, Acrospermales, Acrospermaceae.
UACUACCUACUCUCAGACAAGGAGUCAAGGCCAGACGCCAGCCAGCGCACAUGGAUGCAGUGCAAGGUUGGCCUGUUCUACGCUCCCGUGCUCUGUGCUCUCUUUGCUUUCCUCUCUAGCUAUAUUAAUCCUCACUACUACUCGGGCUGUUCUUCGCUAGUCACAAAGGAAGUUCGAACUCUCUGCUCUGGCGGCUUUCAACUUGAUCAGCCACUGGCUCUGGCUUUGUUUGUGCGCGUCGGGAGGGAAUGGAUGCACUUUCAUUGGCGCCGUCUUCCAGCUGCACACCCACCUGUAUGUAGGUAACAGUAACAACAGUUUUCCUGUUCUUGUGCCUGCAGUGGGGCCAAGCCGCAGCUGUCUUAUCAAAUCACCGGGCAUUGUCGCCGUGUUCGCGUUGGCGUCGUGGACGGUCGCGGUCGGGUCGGACGUUCGAGUGGAGGUCUUGCACGUCAAACGCGAUAUUCUAGAUGACUAUCAUGAUAAUGCGGGGUAUCCAGAAUCCAUUAUCUAGAAUAGUGUACCACGAAAUGUACAUUUCACCACCGGCUUUGCUUGAGGGUUGGUAGAAGUGGGUAGAGCUUGGGUAGCGAUAAGCGAUGCACGAUGUAUGAUGCCUCAGGCUAGACAAAUGGGACCCGGAUGCCGGUCAGAUUUCUG